UGCAGUCACAAAUGCCGCUUGUCUAUUCCCUGCUCGUCUGUUCUCGACCAACAACGCACUCACACUCGUACUUCGAAAGUAGAUCUUGCUUCGCCUUUUGCCUUUCAAGCAUUGUUUGCCCAGUCGAAAUUCGUCCCUUCCCCACGAGAGACAUUUCUUUGGGUCCAGCGUGAUCGUGACCACGACAAUUAAUCUGCUACCAAGUACCUAGCUAGCUAGGUACUCGAGUACUGGCCGCAUUGCAUACCUAGGCAGGCAUGGGACAGGGUGGCAGAGCUAGGUAAGUGUUGUGCUCCCCGCUCAUAGACUACAAACUACAAACCCUCAACAAUCCGCCCCUCGCCAGAUUCCUACUCCCACAAUCCACAAAACACAAUUGGACAUCGCAGCAGGGACAACAUACUUCAACCUCUCGCAACGACGAUUCAAGGCGGGCCUCAACUCCGCCAUCAUCGUCGCAAUGAGUACGCCAGCUGUAGCCAGUACCAAUGGUGAUGGCCUUCGGGAGCGCAUAGUCGCACAUGCGGAGAACGGAUCCUUAGCCUCCAGUAGUGGGGAGAACACCCCGCGAAAUGAUGAAUUGGAGGCAGAAAAGUCGAAGAAAACUUUUGGCAGAACUCCAGAUGGCACCAUCUUCACCGUACCGCAAACCCAUGAUAUGGUCUCCCAAUUACUCGAUCCUCGACAGCCUAAGAACCUUUCCGAUGCGAUCGUCAUAGCCAUACUCUGCAUGCACAUAGCUGCUCUAUACCUAUUGCCUUCCUUCCUCAAGCGUCCUGGCUUUGCAGUCAUUUUCCUCUUCUGGCGAGGCUGCUACAAUGUCGGAAUAGGGUAUCUUCUACAAAUCCAGUCGAACCACCGACGCCUAGUAGCAUGGGCCAAGAGGUUCAAUCUCUUUGAGGAUCCCAGUACUGGAAAGAAUCCUCGUCCGUGGCUGUACAAACUGAUGAAACGCGAACUGGAGACCAAGAUCCCAGAAGAUUAUAAAUUUGAGGAAGCCCCAAUUGAGUACAACACAUGGCUCGUCUUCCGCAGAGUUGUGGACUUGAUUCUGAUGUGUGACUUCACUUCCUACUGUUUAUUCGCUAUUGCGUGUGGCGGUCGUCCCGAGGGAGAAGGUCCUGCUAUGUACAUCGCGCGGUGGGCUACAGGCAUCAUUCUGGUGGGCUUCAAUCUCUGGGUCAAACUAGAUGCCCACCGGGUGGUCAAGGAUUACGCUUGGUACUGGGGUGACUUCUUUUACUUGAUCGAUCAAGCCUUGACGUUCGAUGGUGUUUUUGAGAUGGCGCCUCACCCAAUGUACUCUGUUGGUUAUGCAGGCUACUACGGCAUCUCCAUGAUGGCGGCUAGUUACAAUGUUCUCUUUAUCUCGAUCAUUGCCCACGCAGCACAGUUCGCCUUUCUCAUUUACGUAGAGAACCCUCACAUCGAGAAGACAUACAAUCCACCACCACCUAGAAAGCGAGAGCUGCAGCCAAACCAAAGCGACACUCUAUUGGCGACCACCACAGCCACUACAAGUAGGGAGAGUCUCGAUAGUCCCGAGCCGUCUGGAACAGUGUCACCGUUCCCUCCCGUUACGUCUCAACCACUGUCCGUACAUGAUCUAAUCGGUCUUAGAAAUAUCGACUUGUUCCGCAUAACUGAUGUUUCUGUGCUUUUACUUCAGUUAGGAAUGAUCAUUAUCACCGCUGCCACACCGACUACGCCUUUGUCCCAGGCUAUGUUCGUAUUGAACGCUUGUUUGUGGCGAUUGUGGUAUGCUGUCGGUCUCGGCUCAAUCCUCAAGCAACAGUCGGACAACAAACUUUGGACUCGCCAUUUCCUCAAGUUUGGUGAAGGCACAGAAGAAGCCUGGAGACAGUGGAAAAGCAUGUACCACGUGAGUAUGACCAUGUGCUAUGUGAGUUUCAUUGCAGCAGCAUGGAAGAUGUAUUCCUUUCCAGCAGAUUGGAAUUACGGACUCGUUCUCCUGAAGCAUGUGGUCGGAGCAGGACUAGUUGCGCUGCAAGUCUGGACAGCCGUCAGUAUCUACGAAUCUCUUGGCGAGUUCGGCUGGUUCUUUGGAGACUUCUUCUUUGACCACCGUCCCAAACUGACCUACAGUGGAAUCUACCGGUAUCUCAACAACCCUGAGCGUAUCAUCGGGUUGGCGGGUAUUUGGGGAGCUGUUCUCAUUACAUGGAGCCCCGCCAUAUUCUUCCUCGCCCUCCUCAGUCAUGUUGUGACCCUCGGUUUCAUUCAAUUCGUGGAGAAGCCGCAUAUGCAGAAGCUAUAUGGUAGAAACUUACGAACUGAAGCUGGGCUGACCAAGAGCAUUCGAAGAUCGCUCCCACCUCCGUUGAAGAAGUUCCAAGGCAACUUAGACAAAGUCUUGGGUGAUACCACACACUUUGUGGAAGAUUUCCUUGAUGCAGCACGACCAAAGCUUGCAUCCGGCGUCUCUACUAUUGUCAGAGAUACAACUGCUCUGUUCAGUCAAUAUCCAGCCAGACUUACUCUUACUAAGCUGGCACCCGACCUGGCUGGCUUUGAUCCUCGUGAUUAUUCCAUCGAGGUUGAGGGUACUCAGUCUUCGAUAACUGCUCUGAGUGAGCGCACAACUGGAAAGGAAGGUCUCUCAGCAAGAUUUCCCCGGCAAAGAGACGACGGAUAUGAACCUCUUUCUUUCGAGUACGGUGCCCCCAUCAAAGUCAAGUGGAAGGCACCGGUCAACCACAGCAAAAGUGACUGGGUCGGACUCUAUAUGGUAGCGGACAAUGCUUCUCGAGAAGUCACCCGCGUUUCUUCUGCUGGUCGCUGGGUAGCAACUGUUCCCAACGAAUAUGAGUCUGGUCCAGGCAACAAUGGCAUUUUGGUCUCCAACAAACUCGUCAAAGGCGCGAAGCGUGAGGAUGGGACUACAUGUGAUUUCAUGUAUGGUGAAAUGCUGUUCGAAGGUGACAAACUAUGGUGGACUCAGGGCGUCUUUGAAUUCCGAUAUCACCACGAUGGCAAGCACAAUGUGAUGGCGAUCUCACUACCUUUCGAGAAUCGCAUCCCACGCUUCGACGAGUACGACGAGACACAUAUGGAUGCAAAUGGACUAGUUCGCUCUGCUGUUCAAGACGCAUUGCUCCCCGUGGUCAAGAAUUGUUUCGAUCGUGAUCCCGAGAUUGCACCAAACACAGUUGAGGAGAGCUUUGGCAGCCUGGUGGAAAGAGAUGGAAAGUAUGCCAAGAGAGUGGUCUAUGCAGUCCACCAGAUGUUCGCCCUUGAGCUUGCACCUGGAGUUGUAAAUGCCGACGGGAAUGUCAAGAAGUUGGCUUGGCGUAUUUGUGUUGCUAAGCAAGCUCUGGCCCCAUACAGUAUGUCUCAUUCCAGAGGCACAACUACACCAACGGGAGAGGGAGAGAAGUGUUGAGUGGUGCAUUAGAGGGGUGGUUUAGAGAGACAUGAUGGUUGCGAAGUUACGGAGAUACCCUUCAUUGGUGCAUUGUUUUGUAGCUUUGAUUUCAUGCAUAGCGGUGGGAGAGACCUUUGCAUUAGGGUUAGGAAUAUGAAAAGUGUUAC
Molecule: messenger RNA, 3552 nt
Organism: Mollisia scopiformis
Lineage: Eukaryota; Fungi; Ascomycota; Leotiomycetes; Helotiales; Mollisiaceae
Product: phosphatidylethanolamine N-methyltransferase
Exons: 3
Coding region: 461-3403 (980 amino acids)
Biological process (GO): phosphatidylcholine biosynthetic process
Molecular function (GO): phosphatidylethanolamine N-methyltransferase activity
Source: RefSeq, a predicted model, not a curated record